Molecule: messenger RNA, 8179 nt
Organism: Cheilinus undulatus (humphead wrasse)
Lineage: Eukaryota; Metazoa; Chordata; Actinopteri; Labriformes; Labridae
Gene: atr
Product: ATR serine/threonine kinase
Exons: 48
Coding region: 120-7919 (2599 amino acids)
Biological process (GO): protein phosphorylation; telomere maintenance; DNA damage checkpoint signaling
Cellular component (GO): nucleus
Molecular function (GO): protein binding; protein serine/threonine kinase activity
Source: RefSeq, a predicted model, not a curated record
GAAGCGUCUGACAGGAUGGACGCGACAUGUAGGACUUUAGCUGUCGAAAUAGCGUGAAUUAUUAUAUUUAAGACUUACAUACGCUCUUCGUAUAUCGCUACAGGGAACUACAGUAAAAAAUGGAGGGACUAGAGAUGUCUGCGAUGAUACCGGCUCUCCAGGAGCUAGCUAGUGCCAGCGCUGCUGAGUACGAGCAGGCGGUGCAGAAACCUCGACAGAUCCUGUGUCAGUUCAUUGACAGGAUCCUGACCGAUGUGGAUGUCAUUGCUCUUGGGCUAAAUAAGAAGUCGAGUUCAGAGCCGGCUUGUGUGAUGCUUCUGGAUUUUGUGCAGCAUAUUAUCAAAUCCUCCUCUCUGAUGUUUGCUAAUCCUUCCUGCCAGCCUGCCGAGUACCCCGACACGACACAGAGCUGCACUGACUUUAGUAAGUGGGUGGCGGUGCGUUUGCUUCGUGUGGCAGCAGCUCCAGACUGUGACGUCAUCCACAGGCGGGUGUCUGCGGUGCUGUGCUCUUUACUCCACACUCUGAGGGCCAGGGCGCCCUUCAUCUCAAGCAUCCUCACCCAGGAGUUCAUUAUCUUAGCCCAGGACCUCAGUGACAUCCUGUACAAUCAUAUCACAACACUGCCUGGAACUGGGAACACUUUGCAUGGUCACCCACAGAACCAAUGGCCGCUUACACUUGAGUGCUUCACUGUCUCACCUGGUCAUGGCUCUUCGUACCUCACCUCAUCUCCUCUCAGUCUCUCCUCUCCGGCAGCCCUGGAGUCGCUAACUGCAGUGACAAUCGGCGUCUUAACCGACUCCCUGAGAGGAGUCGUCUCCUGUCGUGACCUCAGUGCUGCAUGGGAGAUGGCCUGCUCCUUCCUUGCUAAUGGUAACAUCAGGCUGAGGAGGCUCUCCAUGGUGAUGCUGAGACGAUUGGUGGAGCUGGGAGGGUUUCCUGAGAUCCAGGGCCACGAGUUCUUCUCAGCCUACCUUCAUUUGCUAGAAAUGCACACCUUCACUUAUACAGCAAACAUGGAUGAGAAAAGUGCUUAUGAAGGAGAGCUGCUUCUCCUGACACGCUGCAUAUUCCAGUCCUCUCACUCACACUUUGAGCCCAUACAUCUCUCACAGACGUUUGAAUGUGUUUGCACUCUUGGAGGAUCUGGCGUCAAGUUGGGGACAGAGGUUACAGAAUCCCUCUGUUUGCUGUUCAGCUUCUUGCUAUCUGUUGCUUUUGUUUAUGAAAGUGCUGCAUCGCUAAGAAGGCAGAAGGUCACAGAGGUCUGCAGGGCGCUGGUACACACUGUGGGAUCACAAAAUCAAGCUGAAUGUGCUAAAGGGUUUCUCCAAGCUGCCCUGAAGGCUGAGACUGCUUUGGUGAUGCAGAAGUCAGAAGAUGGAGAGACUGCUGCCAAGAAACCCUGCAAAUCUACAACCAAAAGCCAAAAAACAAAAGCAGAUGAGGUGGACAUGCGUGUUUGCAGUGAAGUUUGGGCUGCAGCAAACAGUCGUCUGGAGGAUCUGGUGACCAUGUUAAACUCUGAAGGACCUGAAACCACACAGACUCUCCCUGCCCUGGAGGGUGUGAGUCUUAUCCUGCACCUGGCUGCCUGCUGCUUCUCUCCCACCAGCCCCUCUCCUCUCCUUUGGGUGUCCACUGAGACUCUAGGCAGGGUGCUGAAGAGCUGUCAGUCAGUAUUACAGGGAGGCGGUCAACCUGACUCAAAUCAGAACUACUUUAAUUCUGCUGUCCAGACUACUGUAGGGGUCUUAGACUCAAUCCUCUACCUGACAAUCAAUAGCCAGAGUGAGGAAGGACUCCAGCCGCAAGUUUGUGCGCUCCUCUGUCUUCCCUGGGUGUGCGAGAACAAGAGCAUCUCAGCCUAUAGGAGUUCUGGUUUCCCCUCCUGGCUGCCUACUUUAGCUGAUCGGCUCAGUUUCUGUUACUCACCUGAGCUCAAGGCAGACUGUGUGUCUGUGGUGGCUCUGCUGCCUCGUGGUGUGUGCGACACUUGGCGUGUUUGUGUCUUUUCCAAGUCGUUAGAGAGUCCAGAGGAAGUGGUGAGAGCAGCGGCAGUCAGAGCCUUUCCUCUUCUGCUGCACCACCUGGGAAACUCUUACCACAAACUCAUCGGCACCACUUUGCUUGCUUGCCUGGCGGACAGCUCGGAGCUGGUAAAGAAGGAGCUCGCCAGGAUCAUUGGUCAGCUGAGCUGCAUCCAGUCAGAGCUCUCCCAGCUUAGUGUCUCUCAUACAGACUCGGCUCACCGCCCUGAAAUCUUGUGCAAACAACUUACACUUGUAACAGAGCAUGCUGGGAGCUCUUCUCCAUCUCUCAAAGCGAGUGUUGUGAAGCCCUUCCUCCCUCUGCUAAGACAGCAAGCUCCAAGUGGUGUCAAACAAGCUUUCCUUGAGGCUCUACCUCACCUCUGCCAGCAUGUGAAUCUUGUCAGUGGAGACAGUGACUCACAAGCAGUUCUUAAUGCUCUGAUUGGUCUCAUGGAGGACUCGGAUUCAGGAAUUCGGAAAUGCUUCAGCCAGUCGGUGCGCUUUCUGUUAACAGAGACCAGCAAGAACUCUGAGCAGAGCUCUCUUAAUGAGCUCCUGGUUGCUCGUCUCAAAGAAGCGUUCAACACCGCUAAACGCAACCGUGAUGAUGACCUGCGCAACACUCUCAUCCUCACCACUGGAGAGAUCGGCAGAGCGUCUCAGGGAAGUCUGGUGUCCUUCUCUCUGCUGCGGCUGCUCCACUGUCUGCUGUCCAAGUCGUCCCAGGUGUCUGUAGCUGCAUACACUCAGAUCAGAGCUCUGGCUACUGCCAAAGGUCUAAAACUGCAGACCCUCUUCAGCCAGUACAAGAACCCUAUAUGCCAGUUCCUGGUGGAGUCGCUACAUUCUCGCCAUGCGUCGGCUCUGCGAAGCACACCAGAUCAGGGCAGUGAGUCAGCCAAUCAGAGGGAGCUGGCUCUGGACAUUCUGGCUCAGAUCGCACACGCCUUUGAUUUCCCAGACCUCCAUCGCUUCCUCACUAGGACUCUUCAAGUUCUCCUGCCCUACCUGGCGGCCAAAGCGAGCUCCACUGGCUCCGCCCUCAUCCGUACUCUGGCCAAUGAGCUGAAGGCAAACAGGAGAGAGAUCCUGAUCAACAACUUCAAGUACAUUUUUAGUCAUCUGGUCUGUUCCUGCACAAAGGAGGAGCUGGAGAGGGCUUUCCACUACCUGCAGAGUGAGACAGAGAUCGAGCUGGGCUCUCUGCUUAGGCAGGACUUCCAGGGUCUCCACAACGAGCUGCUGCUUCGCCUCGGAGAACACUACCAACAGGUGUUCAACGGUCUUGCAAUCUUGGCCUCCUUUGCAUCCAAUGACGACCCGUACCAGGGUCCAAGAGACAUCACCACCCCAGAGCGCAUGGCCGACUACCUGCAGCCGAAGCUUUUGGGAAUUCUUGCCUUCUUCAACAUGCAGCUGCUCAGCUCCAGUGCGGGAGAGAAGGACCGCAAGAAGCUGGCCUUGACGAGUGUGAUGGCUCUUAUACGUCUGAUGGGCUCCAAACACAUCAGCUCUGUGAGAGUGAAGAUGAUGACGACGCUCCGCACGGGUCUUCGAUACAGAGAGGAUUUCCCUCUUCUCUGCUGCCAGACGUGGGAGUGUUUUGUGAGGAGCGUGGAGCCGGCACACUUGGGCCCUCUGCUGAGUCAUGUUAUUGUUGCACUGCUCCCAUUGAUUCCAAUUCAGCCCAAAGAAACAGCUGCUAUAAUCCGCUUCUUGAUACUGGACAACAGGGAAGAAGUCAAAGACUACCUCCAUGAGAUUUACUUCCUGCCUGACCACCCUGAACUGAAGGACAUCCACACUGUGCUGCAGAAUUAUAAAAAGCUGACAGCCAGCAGCAGUGACCUUGCUGCAGCACUGCAGCUCUCCAUGAGGGCAGUUCAGCAUGAAAAUGUGGAUGUCAGGAUUCAUGCCCUGACGAGCCUCAGAGACAUGAUGCACAGCAAACAGGAGUGGCUGCUGCGACAGGUUUGUGCCAGUGAGGCAGUGGAGCCGGUCAUCUCCAGCCUGGUGUCCGUCCUGCUGAAGGGCUGCCAGGACUCGUCCCCUGAGGCCAGGCUGCUCUGUGGGGAGUGUCUUGGGGAGCUGGGUGCAGUGGAUCCUGGACGUCUGGACUUGUCACAUACACACACCCACGGGGACCGCAACACCUUUGUGAGUGGUGUUGAUGAUCCAAACUUCGCCUAUGACCUUCUAACUGAACUCACCAGAACGUUUCUGGCUUAUGCUGAUGAUGUGAGGGCGCAAGACUCUGCUGCUUAUGCAAUUCAGGAGCUGCUGUCUAUCUUUGAGUGUCGCGAGGGUAGAACAGACUCCCAAGGGCGGCGCCUUUGGAGGAGAUUCCCAGAGCAGAUCCAGGAAAUACUUGAACCACACCUCAACAGCAGGUAUAAGAGCAGUCAGAAGGAGGUUAACUGGUCUAAGCUGAAGAAACCAGUGUACUUAAGCAAGAGAGGCAGCAAAUUCUCUGAUUGGUCAGCCACGUGGGCAGGGUAUCUUAUCAGUAAGGUGAGAAAUGAGUUGGCCAGCAGAGUGUUUACCUGCUGUAGUUUCAUCAUCAAACACGACUACAAGGUGACGAUCUACCUGCUGCCUCAUAUUCUGCUCUACAUGCUGCUGGGCUGCACACCAGCAGAGCAGCAGGAGGUAACAGAGGAGAUGCUGGCUGUGCUGACAGAGGGUGACGGACCAGGAGGGGGGCAUAGUCAGGAGACGGCCUCCAGCCUGUCACAGCUCAGCAUCCAGACUGUGUUCAGCAUGCUGUCUCACCUUACACAAUGGAGCCGGCACAUCCUCUACUCCAGACCCAAACACGAAAGUGGAGAUUACCAGCGUGUGGUGGCCUUUCUGAAGGGUAUUCCUCAGGAUGUUCUGGCUAAAGCCUCUCUACGAUCCAAAGCGUACACCCGUGCUCUCAUGCACUUUGAGUCUUACAUCUUAGAAAACAAAGAGGAUGUCCAGGACCAUCUUACAUUCCUGCAGACGCUUUACGCUGCGAUGCAUGAGCCUGAUGGAGUAAGGGGCGUCAACGCUCUGAGGAGAGAGGAGCCUUCGCUACGUGAACAGAUUCUGGAGCAUGAGAGCAUCGGCCUUCUACGAGAUGCAACUGCAUGCUACGACAGAGCGAUACAGCUGGAAUCAGACCAGAUUGGUCACUAUCAUGGGGUGAUGACCUCCAUGCUUGGCCUGGGACAGCUGUCAACAGUCAUCACUCAGGUCAAUGGAGUGCUGGCUAACAAACCCCAGUGGAAGUCGGAACUGAACACGUACAGAGUGGAGGCGGCCUGGAAGCUCGGAAAAUGGGACCUUCUAGAAGAUUAUUUGAGCUCAGAUAGCCAGUCCAGUAGCUGGGGUGUUCGGCUCGGCCAAUUGUUACUCUCAGCUAAGAAGCAGGACACUGAAACUUUCUACAAGAAGCUGAAGGUGGUGAGGAAGGAGCAGGUCGUCCCUCUUUCUGCAGCCAGUUAUGAGUGUGGGACCUACCAGAGAGGAUACGAGUACAUCGUCAGGCUCCAUAUGCUCAGUGAGCUGGAGCACACAUUUACAGAGCUGCAGGAACAGAGAGAACGCUCUGCCCCCAGCCUCAGUCAGCUGCCUUCUCAUUGGUCAGACCGGCUGGAGAUGACCCAGAAUUCCUUCAGGGCCAAAGAGCCAGUCCUUGCUCUGCGACGUUCACUGCUCAGCCUGGGAGCACAGUCUUUGAGCACUGAGCUGGUCGGCGAAUGCUGGCUGCAGAGUGCUCGUGUGGCCAGAAAGGCGGGACACCAUCAGACUGCCUUCAACGCACUCCUGAAUGCAGAGAACACUAAUCUAGCUGAGCUGGUCACCGAAAAAGCCAAGUGGCUGUGGUCCAAGGGUGAUGUGCACCAGGCCCUGAUAGUCCUGCAAAAGGGCGUAGCUCAGUGUUUCCCUGAUGAUCAGCCACUCACGGACCCUCGCAGUCUGCAGAUCAAAGGCAAAGCAAUGCUGCUGGUGGGGCGCUUCAUGGAGGAGACGGCCAACUUUGAGUCCAACGCCAUCAUGAAGGCAUACAAGGAUGUGACCAACCUUCUGCCUGAGUGGGAAGAUGGGAACUUCUACUUAGCCAAGUACUACGACAAAGUGAUGCCAAUGGUUACGGAUAACAAGCUGGAGAAACAGGGGAACCUCAUCCGAUACAUUGUCAUGUACUUUGGGAAAGCUUUGCAGUUUGGAAACCAGUACAUCUACCAAGCCAUGCCUCGCAUGCUCUCUCUCUGGUUGGAUUUUGGAGCCAAAGUGUGUGAGUGUGAAAAAGCUGGGAGAGCAGACAGACAGAUGCGACAGGAGCUGGGGAAAAUCAACACUCAGGUGAGCGAGCACUGUGCUAACCUGGCGCCGUACCAGUUCCUGACCGCCUUCUCCCAGCUCAUCUCCAGAGUGUGUCAUUCUAGCGACGAGGUCUUCACUGUCCUCAUGAACAUCGUGGCCAAAGUGUUUCUAGCCUAUCCCCAACAGGCCAUGUGGCUAAUGACAGCUGUCUCCAAGUCUUCCUACCCUACGCGCAUGAAUCGCUGUAAUCAGAUCCUUAAGAAAGCCAUCAGCCUUAAACCGUCCCUGGAGAAAUUCAUUGGAGACGCAAACAGACUGACUGACAAGCUGCUGGAGCUCUGCAACAAGCCGGUGGAUGGGAACAGCACCACCCUCAGCAUGAGCGUUCACUUCAAGCUGCUCAAACGUCUGGUGGAGGAGCCAACCUUCAGCCAGAUCCUGAUCCCACUACAAUCAGUCCUCAUCCCUACACUGCCCUCUACUGGUGGGGCAAACACACAGCAUGACGCCUUCCCUGGUCACUGGGCGUACCUGGAUGGCUUUGAAGACAGUGUGGAGAUCUUGGCUUCCUUACAGAAGCCCAAGAAGAUAAGUCUGAGGGGGUCAGAUGGUCGGAGCUACACCAUGAUGUGUAAACCGAAAGAUGACCUGAGAAAGGACUGCAGACUUAUGGAGUUCAACUGCCUCAUCAACAAGUGCUUACGUAAAGAUGCUGAGUCAAGACGGAGGGAGCUGCACAUCCGUACCUAUGCUGUGAUACCUCUCAAUGAGGAAUGUGGCAUCAUCGAGUGGGUCAAUAACACGGCUGGGCUUCGACACAUUCUCACUAAGCUGUAUAAGGAAAGAGGUAUUUACCUAUCAGGAAAAGAGCUCAGGAAGCUUAUUCUGCCAAAGACGGCUCCCUUUGAGGAGAAGCUGAGAAUUCACAAGGAGGUGCUCUGUGCUCGACACAUCCCCGUUUUCCACGAGUGGUUCCUCCGGACCUUCCCUGACCCCACAUCAUGGUACAGUAGUCGCUCUGCGUACUGUCGCUCCACUGCUGUAAUGUCCAUGGUGGGCUACAUCCUGGGUCUGGGGGAUCGCCACGGUGAAAACAUCCUAUUUGACUCUUUCACUGGGGAGUGUGUUCAUGUCGACUUCAACUGCCUCUUCAACAAGGGGGAGACAUUUGAUGUGCCUGAGGUAGUUCCUUUCCGUCUGACCCAAAACAUGGUCCACGCUAUGGGGCCGAUGGGCACUGAGGGUCUGUUCAGACAAGCCUGUGAAGUCACUCUGAGACUAAUGAGGGACCAGAGGGAGCCACUCAUGAGUGUUCUUAAAACUUUCCUGCAUGACCCGCUGGUGGAGUGGAGCAAACAAGCCAAAGGACUAUCCAAAACUCAGGCCAACGAGACCGGAGAGAUAGUCAAUGAAAAGGCUAAAACCCAUGUGUGUGACAUCGAGCAGCGUCUGCAGGGAGUAAUAAAGAGCAGGAACAAAGUCCUGGGUCUACCUCUGUCUAUAGAGGGACAUGUCCACUACCUCAUACAGGAAGCUACUGACGACAAACUUCUCUGUCAGAUGUACCUCGGCUGGGGGCCUUACCUGUGAUAGACACAAAAAAGAGACUGUAACUACUGUAGAAGCUGCUCUGCUAAAGAAUGCACCAACAGUACAACCUUAAAUGUUCUGAUGUGUAUCAGGAUCACAUGCAAAUAAGUAUUUUGCACAUAAAGUGCAUCUUAGUAAUGAAUGUUGAAAUAAAAUGUUAUGUUGCCAUUUAUUGUUCUAGCACUUACAGCAUUGUUUACAGUUUUCUGGAAACAAUAUUUGUUGUAUUUCUCUACAUUCUUUGUAAUAAAAGAUGUGUU